AUGCGCAGGCCGGAUUCCGUCAUGAGAAAGUCCCAAAGGCUGAACAACGGCAACUUCAUCACCAUCGUCUGCAAGGCCGUCGAGGGCGUCUUUGGCUACGCGAUGCAUCGAGGCGAGGAUAUAUACCUCGAUCCACACAAUUGUCGUCCUUUCUACUUCAGCCAUCUAGGAAAAGCGAUGCGUACCUGGGUCACUACCAGCCCGGAAAACACUACGUUUGGUCACGGUCUAAACGCCUGUCCAGAUCUUGGUGGCAUACCUCCUCUUGACCUACGGCAAUCAGCCGAGGGAGUCGCCACCACAGAAGCUGUGGCGAGUGUUAUCGCAGGUCGCUGGGAUCAAGCCUAUAUUCCAGAUGCGUCGAAGAAAUCGUGA
This is a messenger RNA of Pyricularia pennisetigena, 375 nucleotides long. RefSeq lists its product as uncharacterized. Lineage: Eukaryota; Fungi; Ascomycota; Sordariomycetes; Magnaporthales; Pyriculariaceae. The transcript is spliced from 2 exons. The coding region runs from base 1 to 375 and encodes 124 amino acids. The record is from RefSeq and is a predicted model, not a curated record.